Guillardia theta CCMP2712 is the source of this 297-nucleotide messenger RNA. RefSeq lists its product as hypothetical. The transcript is spliced from 3 exons. Lineage: Eukaryota; Cryptophyceae; Pyrenomonadales; Geminigeraceae. The coding region runs from base 1 to 297 and encodes 98 amino acids. The record is from RefSeq and is a predicted model, not a curated record.
AUGGUGGGCAUCAUGAUAGGAGCGCCGAUGGCGCUAGUGACCUAUGGAAGUAUAACGGAUGCAAUCGUCAACAACGAGGACAAAACGUUCUCGUUGGAUAAGAACAAGACCGACAUUCCUGGGGUGGUUCUCGCCAAUAGGUUCUACAUGUCUGUAGGUGUUGGCGCUGCAGUUGGAUUAGGGUUUGGGUUUGUUGCCACUUUGGCUGCUGGAUCUGCAAAGAUAGCUAUGGCCACUCGAUCGAACGCUUCGACAGCCUAUGCUGACAUGAGAUACAGACUCUUGCCGAUGAGAUAG